Molecule: messenger RNA, 1861 nt
Organism: Paramecium pentaurelia
Lineage: Eukaryota; Ciliophora; Oligohymenophorea; Peniculida; Parameciidae
Source: the annotation of a GenBank genome assembly
AUGAUAUAUACUCUAACUUCAGAAUAAGCAUAGAUUUCUAUUAAAAUCGAUAAGCCUAGCUAUUAUCCUGGAGAGAUUAUUAAAGGGGUGAUAUAUAUGAAAAUCAAAACAAACGACAUUUAAGCAGGUCUAUUGUAUUUAAAAGUAAGAAUAUAAAUAAAACUAAUAUAGCUUUGUGGAUAAGAGAAAGUCAAUUAAUUAGACUCAUAUAACUAAUUCUUUAGCUUUAAAUAAUUCAUAUAUAAAAAAUAGAAAAAAAUAACAGAUUUUGGGAAGUACAAUUAAACUGAUUAUUAGAAAAAUGCCUAUGAUAGCCUGCAAAAAGUAUUUUGAAUUAGAAGUACCAUCUUUAUAUCCAAGUUUUACAAUUAACUAUUAUAAAAUGGUAUAAUGUAGAGUUCUUUAUUUUCUCUCAGUCAGUUUGUAAAGUGUAGAUGGAAAAUAUUUAUACAAAGUACCAAAAAAAAAUCGGGUUGUAGUUCAUAUAUUUAAAAAAUUGGCAAUUCAAAAUAGUAUUCCAAUUGAAUAUUAAGGAGCUACAAAAAUGGACAAAAGAUGUUGUUUUUCAACAGGGGUAAAGAAAUUUAUAAAUUUAGAAUACAAAAGUAACAAUUUAACUUUAGACAAUAUAAUAUUGUUUUGGAGAUACAAUCUCAUUAAUUUUAUAAGUUGACAAUAAUUAAUCAAAUAUUGCUAUCUAAAAAUUUGAAUUAAAGAUUUCGUCUUAAUUAAUAGUUUUAUACAAAGAAUAAAAAAGAAAAUUAUCUAAUUAUUUUGAAAUCUUCUAAUAAGAAAUAAAUGGUAUGUAAAUUAAUUUAUUUUAGAAUAAAUUAAAGCACAUUCAUCAAAAUAAAUUAAUGCUAAUUUAAUUUUACCAAUAGGAAAGGAAACCAAUAAAACGGCUAUUUUUCCAUAAAGUACAUUAAAAACUAAAAGAAUGAGUUUUUAAUACAUUCUAACUGUGGAUGUAAUUUUUGUUUAACAUCUAUUUGUUAAAGUUGAUAAUCUUACGAUAUCAGUUCCAUUAAUUUUGAUUUAACGUCAAAAGAGAGAAAAAAACAAUAUUAUUUAAUCAAUGGAAAAUAUAAGUAGAAUUGGAUCUAUAGUUGAAACAAACUCUAAAUUAAAUACAAGUUAAUUAAAAAAAUUUAUAUAUGGAGAUCAUAAUUCUGCUGGUUAUGGUGAAUAAGAUGGAUAUGAUGGACCUGAAAGAAAAUAUAAUCCAAUAGAAAGUCUAGAUGAAUCAGCUUUAAAGGAUGUUAAAGGGGCUUUGGAAUAAUUAAUACAUAAGAAAUAAUAUGAAGAAGAUAGUGAAAUUGAUGAAGAUUUCUUAGAAGAAAUAGAAGGAAUAAGCCAUAAUAAUAUAAGUUUCAAUUAAAUAUAGUCAUUUGAAUAAUAAUAAGAAAGAACUAUCUUUAAUUAAAAAUAGAAAAACGAUCUCAAUUAUUAACAUAUUAAUAAUGAAGAAUUCAAAAAAGAAUAUGAAAUUUAAGUUAAUUUGUAAACAAUAAAAGAAGAAUAAGAAAGUAAAGGAACUUAAUAUAAUAUAAAUAAUGGUUUAUCUUCUUCUUAAGUUCGAAAUCAUAAUUAAUAAUAAUAAAUAGAAUAAGAUUAAAAAUAUGCUAAUAAAAAUGGAUUUGAUUAAAUUGAUAUUGAUGAAAUAUCAAAUAAUGAAAAUUGUAUUAAAAAUACAUAAAAAAAUACAAUACUAAAAAAAAAUAUAGAUAGCCAAAUCUCAAAAGAACAAAACGAUUAAAAAGGAUAAAAAUAAUUGAAAGUUUAAUUUAUUGAUAAUACUUCAAUAGAUACUCUUGAUGGCAAAACAGGAGACAAAAUGAAUUCAUAAAAAUAAAAAAGAUGA